AUGGAAGAAACGAAUGGUCCUAAGAUAGAACCGGAGAACGUGACGAAUCCGAAUCCACCGCCCCAAAAAAUUAAAGAUCCACGUCGCGUGGCCCAGGGAAAAAGAUUGGCGGCAGCCAAUCGGGAAAUGAAAGCGGCAAGGGAAGCGAAAAAAGAAGUCGUUCAAAACGAACCCGAAAACGGAUGGAAAAAAGAAAACGAUGGAUGGGGAUUUCAGAGCGCGUGUAUGAUUUUAAGCGUUGGGAUCGGUCUCGGCGGAUUGUAUUUGACGUGGCGCAAUCGAUGUGGGGGAAAAAAAGAAAGUUCUGUGGUGGUGAACGAUGUGAAAAAAGAUCCGCCGAAGGAUGAACCUUUUGACGACUUGUUUGAUUGA
Paramuricea clavata is the source of this 372-nucleotide messenger RNA. The record is from the annotation of a GenBank genome assembly. Lineage: Eukaryota; Metazoa; Cnidaria; Anthozoa; Malacalcyonacea; Plexauridae.